AUGGAAGAUAGAUCAUAAAGAUUAAAUGAAUUGGAAUCUGUAAUUCAAUAUUUAAGCUUGUUUAAAAGAAUUAAAGAAUCUCACUCUCAGAAAAAGUCCUAAAAUUAAUGUCCAUAAAUUACAAAUUUGUCUGUUGAUUGUUUAUAGAAAUCCUGUGUUAAAACAAGAAAUUUCAAUACUAAGAUUUGGAGUAAAGUUAAUUGUGACGAAGACAGUUACGCAGGUAGAAAAUUUAGUAUUGAAAAAGUUGAAACAAAUAGAGAUUCUAAAAUUUCUCCAUGUCUUAAAGUCUCAUAGGCCAUUAGAUUUUAAAGAUCAAACUCUUAUUUAACUAAUUUAAGGACUGAAAUGAAAAGGAAUAUUCUAAACUAAAAUUAAUAUUCAAGAAGUCGAUCAGUGAUGAGAUAAAAUGUCCUCUUAGUUUUUGUUGAAAACUAUUUGACAAAAAAUUAGGGCACUAAGAGAAUUUGA
Messenger RNA from Paramecium sonneborni, 471 nucleotides. The record is from the annotation of a GenBank genome assembly. Lineage: Eukaryota; Ciliophora; Oligohymenophorea; Peniculida; Parameciidae.